GAAUUUAGAGAGGCAGUGAAGAACAUUAUUCCUGGUGAGCCGUUUGCAGAGAAUUUCAGCUUUGGCUUCAUCGAUAAGAAGCAGAAAAAACUCUGGGUUCUUACUGACACCGAAUUACCUGACGCCUAUGCCGCUGCUAUAAGUGGGCAACCUCUUUGGGUGGACCCCAGCCAUGCGGUGGUGAAUGAAGAACGUGCCGGGAGUGUCAACAAGAAAGGCAACCAAACAAACAAACGUAAGUAUAAGCUUUUCAAACGAACACGUGUUUUCAAAAGUGUGACUUUUAGUAAAAUUCCUUAUUCCUUAUAGGUUCUCAUGAUGAGGCAAAUGCUGCGUCCCCCUCAUUCACGGAGAAAAUAGACGAGCAAACGAAAAGGUUGGAAGAUAAGCACGGCGAGACCGUUUUCCAGCCUUACCAGUACCGACUCUGGGCGGAGAUGCUGGUAUGA
Molecule: messenger RNA, 449 nt
Organism: Porites evermanni
Lineage: Eukaryota; Metazoa; Cnidaria; Anthozoa; Scleractinia; Poritidae
Source: the annotation of a GenBank genome assembly